UGGGCUCUGCGUACCUGUCUAGUGGAGCAGUGUCUCCAUGUGACUUGGCACGUUGCCGUAUCUUUCCUUCUAAAUCAAAGCAAGUUCCUUCUGCCUGACCCCUGCCUGUUGGGAUGAAUGUAUAUGCUUGCACUUAUCCGGCCUAUGGGAGUUCGACUGCCGGUUCUGAAAUGCAGACGCGUAGCAGUAGUUACUUGCAAAAAAACCCCAAACCUAAACCACAUAUGAGGGAAAAACCCAAUAACUUCACAAAAACCCUUCACCUUGACUCUGCUUAAGCAGAAGCAGAUACCAAUGCAGUUGAGCUAGAAGGUGCCUACCUUAUUAUUUUCAGGGGCUUGGCCUAAACUUUUCAAUUUUUUUUAAAAUCUAUUUGUAGGUGUUGGUAUAAGUAGCAGCACUGUGGCUCAGGCUGCAGAUUCUCACCUUUUUUGUGAAAGUGUAAUGCUUGGAAGCACCUGAGAAAGACUGACAGUGGGGUAGCUGGCUAGACUUGUGCUUCUUUAAUGUAAACGUCUUCACAACUACAAAUGCAGCUGUCCCAAGGAGUCCUUAAUCUUCAUUAGGUGUGGUUUUGAACUGUGGAAAUACAGUUUGUAUAAUCAAUAGCUAUGCUCACCAAGCUAUAGCAACUCAGGGUUUGGUGUAAAAGCCUAGAGGCCUUUCCAGACAGAGGCAUCUGCUCCAUCUAUGGGUGGUUUGUUCCCCAGCUGGAGUACCUCUUCCUGUGGCUGAAUUGUCAGGAUUGCCCAGCAUCUGCCUGUGCCUUCAGGAGUUUCUGAUGCAAUCAGAAAUGGCAGGAAAAGCAUUUAGGAAAUUUCUUCCCCUCUUUGAUCGUGUGCUGGUUGAGCGAUGUGCAGCCGAGACGGUAACCAAAGGAGGAAUCAUGAUACCAGAAAAAUCCCAAGGGAAGGUGCUACAAGCAACAGUAGUAGCAGUUGGAUCUGGAGCCAGAGGAAAGAAUGGUGAGAUUCAGCCAGUGAGCGUAAAAGUUGGUGAAAAGGUUUUGCUCCCAGAAUAUGGUGGUACUAAGAUCGUACUAGAAGAUAAGGACUACUACUUGUUUAGAGAUGGUGAUAUUCUUGGGAAAUAUGUGGACUAAACCUGUUGCAGUAUCAGUCAUCCAUUCCACUAAAAUGCUGAAAUUUUUCUUUCAUCAUGUAAAUAAUGUCCUUUAUUUUAUAAUAAACAGGCAUUGAGUCUUUGAAAUAACUUGUGAUCACACUGUAACAAUGGAACACAAAUAAAAAUAUGUACAGUCAGAAAUCAGUUGCUCUUGCUUGAGUCCCAUUGAGCAGUGAAAUUUGGAUGACCACCAACCAGCCUUAAUUAUUCCAAACAACAUCAUUUUAUAUCCUUAUCUCUGUACUGAGAUUGUAAAGAUCUUUACAAUAAACUUACAAAACUA
Messenger RNA from Cinclus cinclus, 1408 nucleotides. RefSeq names its product heat shock protein family E (Hsp10) member 1 (gene HSPE1). Gene Ontology annotation, molecular function: ATP binding; protein folding chaperone; protein-folding chaperone binding. Gene Ontology annotation, cellular component: mitochondrial matrix. The transcript has 4 exons. Lineage: Eukaryota; Metazoa; Chordata; Aves; Passeriformes; Cinclidae. The coding region runs from base 782 to 1102 and encodes 106 amino acids. The record is from RefSeq and is a predicted model, not a curated record.